Molecule: messenger RNA, 1426 nt
Organism: Phalaenopsis equestris
Lineage: Eukaryota; Viridiplantae; Streptophyta; Magnoliopsida; Asparagales; Orchidaceae
Product: UPF0301 protein TC_0483-like
Exons: 3
Coding region: 140-1201 (353 amino acids)
Source: RefSeq, a predicted model, not a curated record
UUCCUCUUCGUUAGUGCUCGCCGGUAGUCUCACCUGGGGUGACUUUAAGCUCGCUUUCUUCGUCUUGCCAACAUCUGCAAAACGAUGACGGGGAGAGAGUAAAGCUCGGAGAGUGAAGUGCCAGAGUGGACCGGGAUCGAUGGAUGUUUGGGCUCUGAACCCUAUGGCAGGAGGUCUCCCAUGGAGCACCGGCAAGGGGCAAGGGAGAGGCUUAAUGGUGAUACGGCAGAGUUUGCAAUGGAAGUGUUUUGUCAUGGAAGAGGGUCACGCUCUACUUCGAGGGUUUUGGGAGGUUAGGGUUUCGAAGAGGAGAGGUUACAGGUCUCUAAUGGUGAGGGCGGCAGGUCAGAGGAAGAAUCCGGAUAAUCCAUCUUCUUCUGGAAACAAUGAUCCAUCCAUCCCUGGAAGAGACGGUCCUGAGCAAUCCGAUCCUGAACAUGGUGGAUCAACAUCUGAUGAUCACCCCAUUAAACCUAAGAACAUUUUGACAGAUUGGAGAGAUUUUAGAGCAAGUCUUGUUGCUCUGGAGCAGGUGAACUUACUAGGUUCUGAUUCUCCCACACACGAUAGCACAGCCCAACCGGUUAGUUCAAAAUGGGCGCACCCUCUCCCAACGCCGGAGACAGGUUGUGUCCUGGUCGCCACUGAAAAGCUCGACGGUGUUCGCAACUUCGAAAGAACUGUAGUCCUUCUUCUUCGAUCCGGUACCCGAGACCGCCAGGAAGGUCCCUUCGGCGUCAUCAUCAACCGUCUGCUCAACAAGAAGAUCAAGCAUAUCAAACCUUCAAAUCCCGACCUCGCUUCCACAUUCGCCGACUGCUCGCUCCACUUUGGUGGACCUCUCGAAUCUAGCAUAUUCCUGCUCAGAACUGGAGAAUCCUCACCAUUGCCGAACCUGGAACAAGUGAUCCCAGGAGUUCGUUUUGGCACUCGAAACAGUUUAGACGAGGCGGGGGAGCUGGUGAAGAAGGGAGUACUGAGAGCGGAGGAUUUCAGGUUUUUCGUGGGGUAUGCGGGGUGGCAGUUGGAUCAGUUGAGAGAAGAGAUUGAGUUGGGCUAUUGGGUGGUUGCGGCUUGUAGCUCUAAUCUUAUCGCCCGAGCUUCUUCGGAUGCUUGUUUAGGGUUGUGGGAAGAAAUUCUGCAGCUCAUGGGUGGGAAGUAUUCGGAAUUAAGCAAGAAGCCGAGGCAAGAUGGCUCUUAAGCAGGAUUUUUUGUACAGAUUUGUAUAGGAUUUGAAGAUCUGAGUUUCCUGCUGCAUAAAUUUAAGACUGUAGAGAAUCUAAUUAGUAAAAUUCAACAAAGUAUGAGAGGGCUGAUGUUUUUUUAAAUCUAAGGAUUUGAUGGAGAGAAUGAACAUUUUAGAUAUGUUGUUUCUUUUACAGAACUAGUACUGCUAUGUGGUUUGACACAAGAUGCUCAUUUUUUU